Molecule: messenger RNA, 222 nt
Organism: Blastomyces gilchristii SLH14081
Lineage: Eukaryota; Fungi; Ascomycota; Eurotiomycetes; Onygenales; Ajellomycetaceae
Exons: 2
Coding region: 1-222 (73 amino acids)
Source: RefSeq, a predicted model, not a curated record
AUGAAGAUCAGUAGAGGUGACCCUGCAGAUGAUGAGAUGAGAGCAGACCUGACAGAAUAUCUUCAACAGAAAGAGAAGAUAUCUGUUAUAAUAAAAGUUCUUGAAGAAUUCAGAAGUCAAAGAGAGGAAAUUCUUUUGACUGCAGAACAGUCUGAAACUGAUGAUAUUCUUGAAGAUAAUGAUCUUGAUAAGAAUGUCAUCAUGAACAUGCAAUGUUUCUGA